UUACUACCAUUCCAUUCCUAUAAAAUCCUCUCUCUCUCUUCUCUCUCUCUCUCUCUCUCUCUCUCUCUCUUUUGUUUCUGUUUUUUGCAUCCCACCUCACAUACUGCAACAAAAAGAACAGUGGAAGCCAAAAGAAGCAAGAGUUAGUUGUUAUUCUACUACAGACAUAAUUACUAACAGCAAUAGUGGCAAGAGAAGUUGUAUAAGAGAAGACAAACAGAGCUCUCAACAGUUAUUCUGGAAGAAAAGAAAAGCGAAGCACACAGGAGAAGCAAAUAAACCAUAGAGGAUCAGAGAUGGUGACGAAGCUGUGGUGUUUUCCAUGGAGAUGGUUGCUUCCAUUUUCCACAGCCGCAGUGUUAAUAGCAAUCGUGCUCAUAGCAGCCUCAUUUAAGCUUCUCCUCAUCUUAUGGUGGAAGCCGAAGAGGAUAGAGCAGCACUUCGCCAAGCAGGGCAUAAGAGGCCCACCUUACCGUUUCUUCGUUGGAAAUCUGAGGGAAAUUGUUGGUUUGAUGCUCGAAGCUUCGUCGACGCCAAUGUCACCUCAGAGCUCACACAACAUUCUUCCUAGAGUCCUCUCCUUCUACCAUCACUGGAAAAAGAUCUAUGGCUCCACCUUUCUACUCUGGUUCGGUCCCACUGCUCGACUGGCCGUCGCCAACCCUGAUCUCAUCCGCGAGAUUUUCGUCUCUCGAGCCGAGUUCUUCGACAGAUACGAGUCGCACCCGUUAGUACGGAAGCUUGAAGGCGAUGGACUCGUCAGCCUCAGGGGUGAGAAGUGGGCGCACCAUCGCAAGGUUCUCACACCCACAUUCCACAUGGAUAAUCUCAAAUUGUUGAUUCCGAUGAUCGGGAAGACGGUGAUUGAUAUGGUGGAUAAAUGGGCGGCGACGUCAUCGGCGACGGUCCGGGGUGAAGUGGAGAUUGAUGUAGCGGAUUGGUUUCAGGGGGUGACGGAGGACGCUAUUACUCGCACGGCGUUUGGCCGGAGCUACGACGACGGCAAGGCGGUAUUUCGUCUUCAAGCUCAGCAAAUGAUCUUCGCCGCGGAGGCCUUUCGCAUGAUCCUUGUUCCCGGCUACAGAUUUCUGCCGACGAAGAAGAACACGAGCUCGUGGAAGCUGGACAUAGAGAUUCGUCGGAAUCUAGAGCGCUUGAUCGGAGUGCGUCGGAAGGAGUCCGCCUUCUCCAUCGAGGAGAAGCAAAAGGACCUUCUUGGACUCAUGAUUAACGCAGGCGGCGGCUCCCGGCGUUCCGGAAACCCUGCCACCGUAGCUCCCAUCUCAGUGAGGGAUAUCGUAGAAGAGUGCAAAACUUUCUUCUUCGCGGGUAAGCAGACCACAACUAACUUGCUGACCUGGACGACGGUGCUUCUCGGCAUGCAUCCGGAAUGGCAGGAGCUUGCCCGCCAUGAGGUCCUCCAGGUGUGCGGCUCACGUGACAUCCCCUCCCGCGAACAGCUGUCCAAACUCAAAACGCUUGGUAUGAUCUUGAACGAGACAAUGAGGCUUUAUCCGCCCGCAGUGGCAACAAUCCGUCGAGCAAAAGCCGACGUGGAGAUCGGCGGAUUAAACAUCCCACAAGGAACAGAGCUGUUGAUCCCAAUCAUGGCGGUGCACCACGACAGGGGUUUGUGGGGCUCAGAUGCGGCCCAAUUCAACCCGGGCCGGUUCGCAGACGGGGUGGGUCGGGCGGCCCGACACCCAACAGCCUUUAUUCCAUUCGGGAUGGGGUCCCGAAUGUGUAUUGGGCAGAACUUAGCUCUGCUUGAAGCCAGGCUUACACUGGCUCUCAUUCUGCAACGCUUCAGCUUCCGCCCAUCUCCUGCUUACGUCCACGCCCCCACAGUGCUUAUGCUGCUCUACCCACAGUACGGUGCGCCCAUACUCUUCCGUCCCCUCAGGCUGUCUUCCUCCACCGACGGCCUCGGCAUUUCCGGCCAUCAUGGGACCCAGCAAAGCUCAAUCGCUUAAACUGGCAUUCUAUAUAUAUAUAUAGUGUGACAGCUAGCUAGCUAAUUACUCUGUUGCUACUAGCUAGCUAGCCAACGAUCAUGUCUGUCGUCUGUUACACAGUUUUCUGCUAACCCCAAACAAACAACACACUAGAACCAACAUGUUAACUGUUGUCACUCUUUGUACGUUGGAUUUAAGUUAGUUAAAUUAUUAUCUCUCAUCAAUGAUCA
Molecule: messenger RNA, 2185 nt
Organism: Dendrobium catenatum
Lineage: Eukaryota; Viridiplantae; Streptophyta; Magnoliopsida; Asparagales; Orchidaceae
Product: cytochrome P450 734A6
Exons: 5
Coding region: 297-1973 (558 amino acids)
Biological process (GO): brassinosteroid metabolic process; brassinosteroid homeostasis
Molecular function (GO): monooxygenase activity; heme binding; iron ion binding
Source: RefSeq, a predicted model, not a curated record